Trachymyrmex cornetzi is the source of this 2751-nucleotide messenger RNA. RefSeq names its product protein 5NUC. The record is from RefSeq and is a predicted model, not a curated record. Bases 679 to 2472 code for a protein of 597 amino acids. The transcript is spliced from 9 exons. Gene Ontology annotation, biological process: AMP catabolic process. Lineage: Eukaryota; Metazoa; Arthropoda; Insecta; Hymenoptera; Formicidae. Gene Ontology annotation, cellular component: plasma membrane. Gene Ontology annotation, molecular function: 5'-nucleotidase activity; metal ion binding; nucleotide binding.
UCGAGAAAAUCGGCUCGUAUUUCUCGUCGCUCACACAAAACUCUGCGAUAAUGUAAAAAAGUGAUUAAUAGUCAUAUAUUUUCGAUUUUGCGAUUAUACAAGUGUUUAACAGCGCCAUUCGUAGUUGAAGUGAUAGUCGGUGACGCACGUUACUUAAUCACCUUAUUCCUACUUUAUUUUUUUUUAAUUUAGUUGCGGAAAUAACGGAAGUGUUAUUCUAGAAAAUUUGCGAUAGGUUUAAUUAAUAUUUCCGUGAAUGAUACCGAUGUACUCGUUUCGCAAAACUCGAUUUUACGUUGCGUCGCUUUCUCUAAAGUUGCGCUACAUUACACGUGUGUAUGUUACACGUGUACAGAAUAUUACUUAGCGCACAGUAAUUCGCAUGGAAUUACAUAUCUCAUUGAUAUUCAAGGUAACGCAUACAGUGUUAUUCAACUUGUCUCCAAUUGUCGUUUAUAAUACAUUAUAUUAACUAUUAAACAUGCACAAAAUUGAAAAAUUCAACGUGAUAAUUCAACGAUCGUGAGGAAAAUCGAAGCAAUAUAGUGUGACUGGCAGUGUGAAACGAAAGCGUGCCUUAUCGACAUUAAAUACAAUAACAAGAUACCAGAUAAUAAAGAAGAAAUUCUAGAAAAACUCUACAGAAUCAUAACGUCUGAAAACCAGUAACAAUAGAAGAUGUCAAUCGUUUCGUUCGUAAAUUGUUGCGUUAUCGUACUAUUGAUAAUCGCAAACAAAGCCUUCGCAAAUCCCAUUUUACGGAAGGAUGAAGAAUUCACCAUUAGAAUUGUUCACACAAAUGACAUGCAUGCGAGAUUCGAGGAGACGUCGCAAUUGUCGACGGCGUGUACGCCAGCGGAUUCCAAAGCUGGGAAAUGUUACGGAGGUUUCGCCAGAAUUGCUACUCUGGUCCGUCAAGCGAAAUCGGAUUCACCUUCAACGAUUUUCCUGAACGCCGGCGAUACUUAUCAAGGAACCGCGUGGUACAACGUAUACAAGUGGAAGGCGGUUUCUUGGUUUAUGAACCUCUUGGCGCCAGACGCUAUAAGCUUGGGCAACCACGAGUUCGAUGACGGUGUUGAAGGUUUAAUACCUUUUAUACAAAAUGCCACAUAUCCCAUCUUGACAACAAAUCUGGACCUCAGCGAGCAGCCGAACCUAGCCGCCACCAAUCUGAAAAACAGCACGAUUCUCAUAGUGAAUGGCAAAAAGAUCGGCGUAAUCGGUUAUCUGACGCCCGACACGAAGAUCUUGUCAAGUACAGAAAAAGUAAUUUUCAAAGAUGAAGUGGAGUGUAUCCGAAAAGAAGUUAAGAAGUUAAAGGAACAGGGUGUCGACAUUCUCAUCGCUCUGGGUCACUCGGGAUUUGAGACCGAUAAGAAGAUCGCCCGGGAAGUCGAAGAUAUUGAUUUGGUAAUCGGAGGUCAUACGAAUACCUUUCUGUAUCGCGGUAAAUCGCCAGAUGUCGAGGUACCGGAAGGUUUUUAUCCUACAGAAGUAAUGCAGAAAAGCGGCAGAAAAGUUUAUGUCGUACAGGCAUACGCUUACACUAAAUAUUUAGGAAAUUUCUUCGCAAGUUUUGAUAUUAAAGGAGAGGUAACGCAUAUAGAAGGAAAUCCGAUUCUCGUGGACGCCAACGUGAAACAGGCGGAAGAUGUAGUACGAAUGAUAAAUGACAAAAGAGAACUCAUCGACCAGUUGCAACAGCAAGUGAUUGGAAAAACACGAGUACUUCUGGAUGGAGAUAGUAAGAAUUGUAGACGGCAAGAAUGCAAUAUGGGAAAUUUAAUUUGCGAUGCUAUAAUCGAUUACUACGCCGGAGAACAUAUUAAUAAGGAAGGAUGGACAGAUACCGCCAUCGCAGUGCAGAAUAGUGGCAGCAUUAGAUCGUCCAUCACCAGAGCCAGAAACGAUCAGGUCACUCGAGGAGAUAUCAUAAGUGUCUUGCCCUUCGGAAAUGUCGUCGUCAAAGCUUCCAUGACAGGAGAACAAAUUCUUUCAAUGCUGGAGUGGAGCGUUCAUAACAUCGACAACAUAACUUCUACUGGAAAUUUAUUCGGUGCUUAUUUGCAAUAUUCAGGAUUGCAGGUGGUUUACGACGUGAAUCGACCACGGAACUCAAGGGUAGUUUCAGUCCAUGUUCAAUGCGCAGCUUGCCGAAUACCAACGUACAGUGAACUCCAAAAGAAUACCACUUACAACGUGUUCAUAAACGAUUUCCUUGCAAAAGGCGGAGAUGGUUUUCACAUGCUGGAAGGUCUUCAAACAACCUCUCUCGGUAUCACUACGGAGCAGGUAUUGGAACAAUAUUUUCAAAAACAUAGUCCUGUAUAUCCAGGAGUGGAGUGGCGGAUUACGUACAAAAGCGGCGAGAAUUUUGAAAGUUUAAGUAGUAAUCUUGGAACAACGCAUCGAUCAGUUGAAUUGACGACUCUUUUAACAAUCACUACUUGGUUGUCGUUGACACAAUAAUAUAUACUAUCUCAACUUAAAUAACUAUAAAUAGGCGAUCAUAUAUCAAAUUUUUUAAUUUAAUGUUGUAUUUUACAAUUUUACACUACCUCAAUAUUAUUUGCAAUUUAUAUCGUUUUUAUAUCUUCCUUCAAUUGCAUACGUAACAGAAUGAAAAGAUACAUGAGGAAAUAAUACUCACAUAGGACAAGAAAAGGAAAAUAUAAACGCACAGUAUUGUCUGUCGUAACUUUAAUCUUUUAAAAAUAUAACACAUAUGUCAAAAAAUUACAUUUAAUG